AUGGGUGUGCUCUUUCAGUUAGGAUGCUUUAUAGGCUCUUAUUUUUGGGGAAAUCUCUCUGAUCGUAAUGGAAGGGCUUCAGCAGUCAAAAAAUCUGGAUUUAUUUUUAUUUUUGUUUAUUUAGUUUGAAUUUUUGCUGAUAAUAUUUUUAUUAUUUUGAUUUUAUGUUUUGCGUCUGGUUUUGGAAAUACAGCAGAAAUGGUAAUUACUCCUGUUAUUUUCAAAGAAUUUUGUCCUACAAAGAAUCUGAAUUUUAUAACAAAAUUGACUUCAGGGUUUUCAUUAGGUGGAGGAUUUCUCGCAUUUAGCGCAAUUUCAAUUGAGUUAAUAAAUAGUAAUUAUGCAUAUUUAUGAUGAAUAGCUCGCUGAGGAAAUUUUUUGGUUUGAUCUAAGCUAGUAGAUGUCUGAGUUACCGAAAAUUUCUCCUGAGAGGCUAAUUUAGGUUUACAUUUAGAGGUCGAAUUACCAUUUUAUGGUGGAGCCAAAGCUCACUGCGCUAGAGGCAAUUAUUACCCACCGCUAGUGAUGACAAGGCGGUUUAUCUUCAUAUCUCAGGUCCGUUGUCCUGACUGAAGGCCCGUCUUCGAAGUGAUUACACUCAAUUAGCUUGAAUCUCUUAUUGGAGUCCGUGAGCUGCGGAUUUGCUUCCAUUUUGCCUUAACAAUCCAUCUCUCUGCCAACUUUGAAUCGCAUAGAGGUUAGGGUAGCCUGCACUACUCAGUCUUCGUCCUAUGCGCCUUUAUGCAGUCCAUCUCGCCAGCAUCCAAUCCCAGGAACCCAAGGUCUGUUGGCCAGAUGAUAGGGAUGAGGAAAAGCUCCUCUGCUGAGGAGCAAAAACUUCAUCUAGGUAGAAAAAUUAGCUCAGGGUCAGUCAAGCUACUCAUUUUAUGGUUCAUAUUUUUCUGGGGCUAUUUAGUGUAAGGUACUAUAUUUGCCUGAUUGAUGCUUUAUGGCAAUAAUUUCUCUUGUAGGUCAUAUUACAAUGUCAAUAUUAAGGAUAGGGUUAGAUGAAACUCCAAUGUUCUUACUCCCCCCCCUCCGUGAGUGAACAAAAUCAAUAGAAAAAUCGCUAUUUUUUGCCCAAAAAACCCCACCCUCCGUGAGUGAACAAAAAUGUUUUUAAUAGAAAAAUCUUUUAUGGAAAAAUAAAUUGAUAUAUAAGUGAUAAUUAGUAUAAUGAAAUUUUGAGCUAAUUCUGUGUAAUUUUAAACAAAUUGCGUUUUAAAACAUAAAUUUUAUAAAUUAAAUUAAUAUUUGCUUUCCAAUUCUUGCAAAUUAUGAUUUUUUAAAAUUUCGAAAAAAAAAAACUUUCUAUAAAAUUUAUAUAUAAAAAAAAAAUUAACCCCCCUUUGUGAGUGAACAAAAUUUUUUUGUUCACUCACGGAGGGGGGAGUUAGCAUCAAAGGCCAAAUAUGACCAGGCUAAAGAAUUAUUAUCUAAAAUUGCAAAAACCAAUGGUAAAGAAUCUAUUUCAAUCAGCAUUUUUCCCACAGAAAGUGCUAAUACUCAAAUUAAUAAGCCUCCUAUAAAAAUGAAAGCUAUUUUUUCCAAAAAAUACGUAAAAUCAACGAUUUUUGUAUCAAUAAUUUAUUUUAUGGUAUAUUUUGGAAGUUUUAGCAUGAAUUUAUUCAUGCCCCGAUUUUUGCAACAAUUUUCAUUUUCAGUAAGAUACACAAUAAUCUUAAUCCAACAAUUAUCAGGUAUCCCAGGUGCAUUUUUAGCAUCUUUUCUGGUUAACACAAAGCUUGGGCGCAAAUAUACGCUUUUAUUAUCUAUGGCUCUAACAAGUUUCUCAAUUUAUUUAUUUAUUUUCCUAGAGCAUAUUGUUGCAGUAAAAAUUAUAUAGGUAAUACUUGUCAUUAUAAUGCUUGCAUCGGUUAAUUUUGCAAGCUUGGGGUCACUUUUUACAAUUUCUCCUGAAAUUUAUCCGACUGAAAUAAGAAAUUCUGCUAUGGGAUUUUUCUUUACAUGGUCGAGAAUUGGAUCAUCAAUAUCACCUUUUAUCGGUGGGAUGAUCUUGGAUUUAGAAAAUGGAAAAGAAAUAGCAUUGGCGUUAUUUGCGUCUGGAUAUUUAAUCGCAAGUUUGUGCACAAAUUUUAUAGAAGAGACACGACCUUCAUUAAAAAGUACAAAUUUGAUUGAUGAAGAUAGCCAGCCAUAG
Molecule: messenger RNA, 2161 nt
Organism: Blepharisma stoltei
Lineage: Eukaryota; Ciliophora; Heterotrichea; Heterotrichida; Blepharismidae
Source: the annotation of a GenBank genome assembly